AUGCAGAGUCUACGAGUAGCCAGACCCUUUCCUUCUCGCUUUGUCAAGACGGUGGCCCCUCGGAUCCAACGCCCAUACUCUACACCCUCGGCCGAACACAGCUAUGAGCACAUUCAACUCAGCACUCCCCGUCCCGGUGUCGCUCUGAGUAUGCCUUUCUUCCUCUCCAUAUACCACUCUCUUCAUCCACAGCUGACAACGCGCACCANNGUCACGCUCAACAGACCCAAAGCCCUCAACGCCCUCUUCUCCCCUCUGAUCAAUGAACUCAACACCUGCACUUCCCUCCUCGACAAAGACCCUUCCAUCGCCGCCAUCGUCCUCACCGGCUCCCCCAAAGCCUUUGCCGCCGGCGCCGACAUUAAAGAAAUGGCCCCCAAAUCUUUUGCCGACGCUUACGGUGCAGACUUUAUCGAAUCCUGGUCCAACCUCACACACAUCAAGAAACCUGUCAUCGGUGCUGUGAAUGGGUAUGCGCUGGGCGGCGGCUGUGAGUUGGCCAUGAUGUGCGACAUCCUAUACGCAUCCAAGUCUGCAACUUUCGGCCAGCCGGAAAUCAAACUGGGGAUUCUUCCCGGCGCGNGGGGCACACAGCGACUCACCCGCGCGGUCGGCAAAGCAAAAGCCAUGGAAAUCAUCCUCACGGGUGAAAACUUUUCGGGCGAAAAGGCCGAGCAGUGGGGGUUGGUUGCCAAAUGCUUUGACACUGCGGAAGCUUGUGUGGAAGGUGCGCUGGACACGGCGGCAAAGAUUGCUGGAUACUCCAAGAUUGCCGUCAAAGCUUGCAAGGAGGCUGUCAACAAGAGUCAGGAUCUGGGCAUCAGGGAGGGUGUCGAGUAUGAGAGGAGACUGUUCCAUGGCCUCUUCGGCAGCCAGGAUCAAAAGAUCGGUAUGAAUGCGUUUGCGAAUAAGAAGAAGGCCGAGUGGACGCAUUCGUAG
Aureobasidium uvarum is the source of this 939-nucleotide messenger RNA. Lineage: Eukaryota; Fungi; Ascomycota; Dothideomycetes; Dothideales; Saccotheciaceae. The record is from the annotation of a GenBank genome assembly.